Helianthus annuus (common sunflower) is the source of this 2131-nucleotide messenger RNA. RefSeq names its product pentatricopeptide repeat-containing protein At5g18950. Gene Ontology annotation, molecular function: protein binding. The transcript has a single exon. The coding region runs from base 128 to 1837 and encodes 569 amino acids. The record is from RefSeq and is a predicted model, not a curated record. Lineage: Eukaryota; Viridiplantae; Streptophyta; Magnoliopsida; Asterales; Asteraceae.
CCUUCUCCCAUGAGCUUCAAACCUUGUUCCAGAAAUUGAUUUCAUUGGUAACAACCAUUUUCUAAUGAUUCCCUAUUUGCUAUUUCAAUCUGUACAUGCUCGUUAACUUAUAAUUUCGUCAGUAUCAAUGGCAAGAACACCGUCCUCAUUCACUCAAUUACUCCGUCGACCAUCCUCCAAAAUCAUCCAAAACCCUAAACAACCAAUUCGCAACAUCGCCCAUGAUAACAACGAGGAUAAACCCCUACAUUCAACUGACCUCGUUAACCAAAUCUGCGCAACAAUUAGGUCAAAACCCAGAUGGGAAAACACCCUCUUAUCAGAUUUCCCCAAUGUCAGUUUCUUAGAUUCCACCUUGUUAAAUCAAGUGUUUACACACCAAAAAAAUGUUCUUUUUUCAAUUCGGCUUUUGCAUUGGCUCCGUUCUCAAUUUGGGUAUUCACCCGAUCAAUCAACUUGUUGUUUGAUAUUCAAUUCACUUGUAGAACAUAAGGCUGCAAAUGCUGCAAAGGGUUUUCUUGAAUUUACGAAAUUCGUUCCGGAUCGGGCUGGUAUUGAAUCAUACGUAAGGUGUUUGUGUGAAAGUGGAAUGGUUGAAGAUGCACUCCAGGUGUUUGAUGAAAUGUCAAAGAGAGGAGUUUGCCCUUUGUUGGAGACAUGGAACUGUGUUUUACAAGGUUGUGUUAAAGACGGGUGUACCGACGUUGUAUGGAGGUUAUACGGUGAAAUGAUGGAGCUUGGUGUUGAUGUAGAUGUUCAUACUGUUGAUUGCUUGAUACAAGCGUUUUGUUUGGAGAAGAAUGUUUCAAAAGGGUAUGAACUUUUUCGACAAAUGUUGGAUGACGGGUUUGUUCCGAACAAGGUUUGUUUCGACAAGUUGGUAUUUGAGUUUAUAUUGGAUAGAAAGUAUUCUAGAGUGUCUGCACUUCUUCAUAUUAUGAUAGCAAAAGGUGUUAAUCCUGAUAUCUAUACUUAUCAACAAGUUAUACACGCGUUGUGCCUUAGAAGAAUGCAACGUGAAGGGUUACGUAUAUUUAAUGACCUUAAAGAUCGAGGGUAUGCACCGGAUAGAAUCAUGUACACGACAAUGAUUCAUGGUCUUUGUAAAAUCAAAUGGUUAGGGGAAGCAAGAAAGUUAUGGUUUGAGAUGAUUCAAAAGGGAAUCAAACCUAAUAUAUACACAUACAACACACUCUUAUACGGGUAUUUUAAAAUCGGUGAUGUAGAAAACGCUUUAAAUCUAUACAAGGAAAUGCAAGAUAAAGGUUAUAGCGAAACUCUAGUCGCGUACAACACUAUGAUAAGCGGUCUGUGUUCACACGGAAGAACAACUUUAGCUUAUCAAUUAUUCAACCAAAUGUCGCGGAAUAAUGUCUCUAAAGAUGUGGUAACGUACAAUUCUAUGAUCAGGGGUUUCUGUAACGAUGGUAAGUUAACUGAGGGUUUGAACCUUUUGCGUGAACUUGUGGACCAUGGGCUGCAACCGUCAUCUGCAUCAUAUGGACCACUGAUAGAAAAGCUUUAUGAAACGAAACGGAUAGAUGAAGUUAAAACUCUUUGGAACGAGAUGCAGGAAAAGGGUGUGGAACCGGCUUCUGUAUGUAUUAAUGAUGACGUCGUAAUUGGAUUAAGCAACGAAGGAUAUGUUACAGCGGGAAUCUACUGGUUGGCGUACACGGUGAAGAAUCGGUUCAUACCCCGUCAAGAAACUUUUGAAAAUUUGAUCGGUGUUCUAUCUCAGAAAGAUAUGUUAGAUGUCGGUCAGAUUGCUCUGGGUCAUAUGUUUAAGAUAGGUUACAUACCAAGUUUCCGUUUGGAUGCAGUAUCCUUGACAUGAGCCAAAACUUCUGAAAGGGGCAUAAAACGUUUCAAGAUUGAUAUUUUUACUUGUGAAACCGAAGGGUAGUUUUUUUCUUUCUGGCGUCUAUGCUGCUUCUUUCGUAAGUUGGUAUAGUUCAAAUCUUGUACCAUUUUAAUUUGUUGUUUGUAUCUUCUUUGAAAUUUUGGAAGAGUAAUAGACGCUGACGGUUUCAUGAAGUUUGAAUCUUGCUUUCGUUAUGUCUGAUAGAUGUUUUAGUGAAUCAAAGAUGUAAUGAACUUAAAGUGACGUUUAAUUCAUGUUUUUUAUUCA